Molecule: messenger RNA, 1046 nt
Organism: Neurospora tetraspora
Lineage: Eukaryota; Fungi; Ascomycota; Sordariomycetes; Sordariales; Sordariaceae
Product: DUF341 domain protein
Exons: 1
Coding region: 267-971 (234 amino acids)
Biological process (GO): secondary metabolite biosynthetic process
Cellular component (GO): nucleus; cytoplasm
Molecular function (GO): hydrolase activity
Source: RefSeq, a predicted model, not a curated record
GGGGCCCGUGUUCUCUUCUGCCGUCUUUCUACGCGGGGAGGGACUGCCUUGAAUCUUUAUUCUGUACCGAAAGUCCGCGAGUGAAUGUAACACGGCUCAAAGACACAUCUGCCACCAAAAAGCCCACGCAAAGCGUUGUCUAAGUGAUCAAAAACUCACAAAAAAACAUCAGAAUUCCAGCACAGUCAUGUCAGUCAAACGGAUCAUCUCAAAUUUGUAUUCCCGGCACUCGCUGAUACACUGGUUGGUUCUUCAUCUAGUCCACGAUGUCGAAAAAGCAUAGAAAGGUCAUCCUCUGCUUUCACGGCACCGGCUCAAAGGGUGCCAUUUUCCAUGUACAGAUGGCGAGGAUCUGCUCCCUGCUGGGAAGCGAGUUCGACUUCCUGUUCCUCGAUGGUCCCUUGCAGUGUGCUGCCGGACCCGGCGUUCUCCCUCUUUUCGCGAGCCAAGAACCAUACUACUGUUGGUUUGCGGGCAGCGGCACGACCAUCGACGACAGCAUGGCCAAAAUUAUCGCCUCUGUGGAAGAGUCCAUUGAUCAGUGGAAGACCGCGAACCCUGAUAUCGAGGCCGAGUUCGUCGGAGGCAUAGGGUUCUCGGAGGGGACUCUGGCGCUGUCCCUUCUCCUGUGGAUGCAGCAGCAGGAUCUGGUGCCCUCGUUACCACGCCUAUCGUUCGCCGUCCUGAGUUGCUGCUUCUUCCCCGCGGAGGCAUCGAAGUGGCUUGCUGAGAGGGCCAACGCGCAAGGGGAACCGCAGGCUUGCAUCAAUGUGCCCACGAUUCAUGUACAUGGCAAUCGAGACUUCUGUCUCGGACGAGCACGGAGACUGGUACGGAACAAUUACAAGAGCGACUAUGCCACGGUGUUGAUGACGGAGGCGGCCCAUCACCUGCCAACGAAAAGGAAUGAGGUGGCCGAUGUGGUGGACCAUAUUCUACGGCUUUCAAAAGCUACUGCCUGUCCGAGCUAGCUCUUCUUGGAAUGUGAAUACCAGAUACCUACAUGUAUGCAGUAAUAGCUAGAAGCAUAAACAGACAGAGACGAG